Molecule: messenger RNA, 3130 nt
Organism: Perca flavescens (yellow perch)
Lineage: Eukaryota; Metazoa; Chordata; Actinopteri; Perciformes; Percidae
Gene: cyp26c1
Product: cytochrome P450, family 26, subfamily C, polypeptide 1
Exons: 7
Coding region: 246-1847 (533 amino acids)
Biological process (GO): sterol metabolic process
Molecular function (GO): iron ion binding; oxidoreductase activity, acting on paired donors, with incorporation or reduction of molecular oxygen; monooxygenase activity
Source: RefSeq, a predicted model, not a curated record
ACCGGGGUUUGGGCAGAGGAGGCGACAAGGAGAACUUGGUUUCAAAGCGCACGGAUUUAUCUCGCCGCUGACAAAAGAGCUGCUGAAGAGUUUACCGGGGGGAAAAGCAGAAAAAGAAAAAGGAAAAAAGUAGGAGAAACUGGACGGAGGGGAAGAUUUACGCACCGCCGAGUUUUGAACGGAACAGAAGCGCCUUUUACGCACAGACACAGGUGGAUGCUGGGAAGCGGACCCCCUCGUAGGAGAUGUUACCCCUGGCACAGUUCGGGGUCCUGUCGGCCCUGACCACCGCGCUCACCUCGGUCCUGUCCGCGCUCUUGCUGCUGGCGCUGACCCGGCAGCUGUGGAGCCUCCGCUGGAGCCUGACCCGGGACAAAGAGAGCAGCCUGCCGCUGCCGAAGGGCUCCAUGGGCUGGCCACUAGUCGGAGAGACGUUCCACUGGCUUUUCCAGGGUUCCAACUUCCACAUCUCGCGCAGAGAACGUCACGGCAACGUGUUUAAGACCCAUCUCCUUGGGAAACCCGUCAUCCGGGUGACUGGCGCAGAAAACAUCCGCAAGAUCCUGCUGGGCGAACACAGCCUGGUGUGCACCCAGUGGCCCCAGAGCACCCGCAUCAUCUUGGGACCCAACACCUUGGUCAACUCCAUCGGAGACCUGCACAAGAGGAAGAGAAAAAUCCUGGCUAAAGUGUUUAGCCGGGGGGCUCUGGAGUCCUACCUGCCCCGGCUGCAGGACGUCAUCAAGUCUGAAGUCGCCAAGUGGUGCUCGGAGCCGGGCGCCAUCGACGUUUACAGCGCCGCCAAGGCCCUGACGUUUCGCAUCGCUGUCAGAGUCCUGCUGGGUCUGCAGAUGGAGGAGGAGCGGAUCGUUUACCUGGCCCAAAUCUUCGAGCAGCUGAUGAACAACCUCUUCUCGCUCCCCAUAGACGCUCCGCUCAGUGGGCUACGCAAGGGGAUAAAAGCCAGGGAAAUCUUGCACGCCAACAUGGAGAAAAUCAUUGAGGAAAAGAUGGAUCGGCAGCAGGCGGAAGAGGAAUACCACGAUGCCUUCGACUACAUAUUGUUCAGCUCCAAAGAGCAUGGCCAUCAGCUCAGCAUCCAGGAGCUCAAGGAAACGGCAGUAGAGUUGAUCUUCGCUGCUCACUCCACCACCGCCAGCGCCUCCACAUCGCUUAUUCUUCAGCUUCUUCGCCAUCCAGAGGUGGUGGAGAGGGCCAGGGUCGAGCUGGACGCCGAGGGCCUCGGCUGCGAAUCCCACAGCAGUCCCAGCCCACCGGCUGUCGCCAUGGAGAAAGAGGAGGACACAGAGACAACCUGCCUGCUGAACGGAGGCUGUCAAAAUCACAGCGAUGGUUUCCCACAGACCCAGUCUCACGUGCCGUAUCUGAGCCUGGACAAGCUGAGCCAGCUCCGCUACGUCGACUGUGUUGUAAAAGAGGUUCUCCGCUUCCUGCCGCCAGUCUCGGGUGGUUACCGGACAGCCCUGCAGACAUUUGAAUUAGACGGCUACCAGAUCCCCAAAGGCUGGAGUGUAAUGUACAGCAUCCGGGACACCCAUGAGACUGCAGCGGUCUUCCAGAGCCCGGAGCUGUUUGACCCAGACCGGUUCGGCCCAGACCGGGAGGAGAGUCGGUCUGCUCGGUUCAGCUACGUUCCGUUCGGCGGUGGCGUGCGGAGCUGCGUAGGGAAAGAACUGGCACAGAUCAUCCUAAAGACUCUGGCUGUGGAGCUGAUCGGGACUUGCAAAUGGACUCUGGCCACGGAGAACUUUCCCAAGAUGCAGACAGUGCCGAUAGUGCACCCGGUAAACGGGCUGCAUGUGCAUUUCACUUACCUGCGUAAGUAAUUUAACUUUCAAUGUGCUUCUGGAAAAAAAAAAAAAACUCUCCAAGCCCAAGGAAGAAGGCACAAGCAACAUGCCGGGCCUGAUGGCACAAUUUAGGCGCCCUUUUCUUUUACACGGACAUGAAUAAGGGGUUUACAUCGCUGGUUUGGAGCGCGUCAUCAUCCCUUUGGUGGUUUGGUCCAAAACUAAGACAACCACUUUCUGUCGUAGCACAAGUACAUGUUUAACCUCCUAAUCUGUUCACCUGCAGCAUAUCGUUUCCCAGCUUAUACUAUUCUUUACAUGCAUUUUUUAAGUUAUUCAUGUAUCGAGUUGCAGUGCAAAAAGCAGCAUUUUUCUUCCUUAUUUUCAAACAGAAGGUCAGGGUUCGCCCUGCUGAACGGACUGCACACUUAAGUUACAACAGCGAACGUUUCUAUUCAGAGCUAAAAAACAAACAUGUAAGCGCCUCAUGAGCAGACUUCAGGCACAUUUUUGUAUAACAGAAUAGAAAGACUUUCUAUGAAGCCAGUUUUGUUCCAAGUUUCUUGGCUCUGAUGAAGCCCAGGGACAAAGAUGCAGCAUUUUGUUGUGAUACGCAAAGUGGUUUACAGAUGUUAAAAUCCACUUUUAUAUUUUUAGCUUUUACAUCAAUGUGGCUCAGUAAGGACAUAUCCAUGGGCUAUGCAUGCUGACAUAAGUCAUGAGUAUUUCACUCUCCUUACAUUUACAAAACCUUUAAGAUUCACGGUGAGCCUUUUCACAAAAACAAAUUCUUCGAGUCUAGGGACAGAAGUGGGGAAAUCACCUUCAAUGACUGUGUUUAGACCUUAAAGUUGUUUCUAUUUAGAUCUUUUCACUAGGGUUGGGUGCCGAAACCUCCGUGCUAAUACGGCACCGGUGCCUUAACCACCGGUAUCUACCUGACGGAAUGGCCACGCGGAUUUCGUUGCCUCAUUUCAGUGCCACUUAAAUGCCUGCGCUGCUCUCUGAUGCUCCAAAAAGUAUCGCUGAAUGUGACGCUAGUUAACACUACACUUGGCAGCAGGAAACGUUAGUCUACCGUUAGCUAUUAGCUGGAUUAAAGAAAGUUAAAAUGCUGAGUUAAACGGUGUAGAUUGUGAGUGUAUUUCACUGUAGAGGAUUUCAUCACCAGGACGUUCAACAGUCUGCAGCUGCCGUUGUCGGAAAAACACCAACGGUAUGUUUACUUGAAACUAGUAAGCCUUGAGGUGCAUUCAGAGUUAUUGAAAAAAAUACAAUUUUCCCAUUCAGUGGUUGUUUUUGUUUUACCAGCAAUUUAC